AGUAGGGCUGGGUUAUGCCCCAGAUGAAAAAAUUCGGUGCGUGAUUUUCACUCCACUGCUUCUUCUUCUUCUUCUCCUCUUUGCACUUCUCUUUUUCUUUGUCGUCUUCCCUUUGGAUCCCGCCGACAACCUCAUCACCGCCGGCACGACUCCUCCAUCGACCUCUUCCAAUUUCUUCCUCUUCGAGUUUCUUCCUCUUCGAUGCUAUUCAGCAGAUUGAGUUAUCGCAGCCUAUUCACGAUUCAUCGUCCUCUCAUUCAACAACCACUCCUCAACACCGUUUGUUGCAUUUUAAUUUUCGCUUUUACUCCAAGGAAAAAGGGUUGUAUUAGAUUAAAUUUGGGGACUUUUUGUAUUGGAAGGGCAGAGAAGAGAGGGAAAAUGGGUUUCAUCAUGGAAUUUGCGGAAAACUUGGUAUUGAAGUUGAUGGAAGACCCGAAGGAAAGAGAUCGGAGGUUCAGGGAGCACGUUUAUAGAGUGAAGGACAGGUGCGAGAAGACAAAAGAGAUGUGGAGCUACCCCAUGCGGCCCUAUGGUUUCUGGACAUUCGAACGCCACAAUUCUCAGCUUGCAUGGGAUGCCCAAAUUAGCCAAGUUCCUGGUAGGAGGGACCCUUAUGAUGAUCUCCUCCAACAUUACUCCGCCCCACCUAAAUGAGG
Molecule: messenger RNA, 659 nt
Organism: Vigna angularis (adzuki bean)
Lineage: Eukaryota; Viridiplantae; Streptophyta; Magnoliopsida; Fabales; Fabaceae
Exons: 2
Coding region: 202-657 (151 amino acids)
Source: RefSeq, a predicted model, not a curated record